Messenger RNA from Amoebophrya sp. A120, 2540 nucleotides. NCBI's taxonomy places the organism in Eukaryota, Dinophyceae, Syndiniales, Amoebophryaceae. The record is from the annotation of a GenBank genome assembly.
CCGGUCGUCCGAGGUACGCGUCAUCAUGGACAUAACCCUCAUGAGCCAGGUUCAACGGGCAGUGGCACUCAGACCCCCGCUUCGCUACCGUUUCUGGCAUCCGGAGGAACGGCUAUACAUAACAUGCCUGCGGCUGCAAACGGAAGUGUUGCAAGUGUUAGCGUGGCGGAUGAUCAUGACCGUGAUAUUAUCCAGAACCAUUUGCCGCGAAUCGAGUGGACGCGAGGCGUUUGCCGCCCAUCGCGACUAGCGAACCUUCCGGGACCGCUAGCGAAUCUCUGCCUGCGCGUAAAGAAGCCGCAGCCUCCACGCUAUUGCAGACUGAAAGCAGAGUUUGCGAAGUACUGCGAUGCGGACGCGCAUUUUCGUCCAGGUGCAAGGGCGAACCAGCAGAGAACCCUCAUGUUCAGUCCUACGCCGCAGGCACAAGGAGAAGGCGCCUCGGAUGAAAACGCAGCUGUGGAGCUGCAAGAGUCUCACCGAACCGGUACGGUAGAGACGGAGGAGGGGCGCGCCGGCAUUUUCUACAGGCCACAGCGCAGCAGAAUCGUCCGCCGCUCGGAGCCAGCUCGGAGGACAACGGCAUUGCCACUGGACCGAAGACAUGCGCCCGAAAUGGAUCGCCUGAGUGACAGUUUUCCUGUUCUGUGCUACGGGCGUCUUGAAGAAAGGCAAGUUGGUGUCACCUUUGCGGCCACCCCGAACCGAAAAACUGUGAAAAACGAGUUUCCACCCUCGACCACGGCCGCGACGAAGCCGAUUCGGUUAUUUGACACCCCGUGGUGGCCGGCGAAGUAUAAGCGGCUACUCAACGACGGAGUCAGUAUGGGAACCUUUGUAUUAGACCGACUCUUGAACGGCGGUCUCCCUUCGUGGCUGGCACCGGUUUCGGCUGAUGUGCAGCAUGUCUUCGGGCACGACUUUGAAGUGCAAGAACCGCAUUCGUGGGCGCGGGAUUUGUACCUGAUGGUUGACUCCGGAAGCCGCAACGAAUACUUCGCGGAACACGCAGACAAAGAGAUCAUGCGCGGCCAUGGGGCCAGUCGCUUGCACACCCGCUUCUCCCUGUCGCACGCGCAAGAGCAGCAAUACUGCGUCCAGAAUGAAAAAGAGCAAAGGGAAAACGAUCUGCAGAUGAGUUUGAGUGGCACGAGACAAUCGUCCGCCCAACAAUGUUCGACGCAGACACACGAUUUCAGCGGCCACCCUGACCACCCGGAGUUCGAACUGAACGACUUACAGCUGGAGUUCAACACGCUCUUUUUCAUCAUUCUCGACCCGGUAAAACUUUCCUACCACCGCAUCCUAUUACUCGGACUGGGCCUGACGCUCCUCACCAACGUGCUGAUUGUCACGUGUUUGUCGUCUAUCCUUUUAGUUUUACUUCUCACAGGGUGCUUCCUGCUGGUCGUCGUGUACGGGUAUGUAAAUUUCGGCUUGUUGUAUGUCACCGGGGCGUUCUUCGGCGGGCCGGAAAAAACGACGAUGACGACUGUGACUCAACAAAACCAAGGCGGUGGAGGUGCAGAAGGACCUGCUCAACAUCUUGGGGUCAUGAUCACGCAGCACAUGUGCGAGGUCGUUCAGGACAUCACCAUUCCCAACACUGCACCAAUUGCCGCCGCAGCGAGUGGGAGUGCUGCCAGCCAGCAGCAAGACAGCCUCCAUCCACGCACAGAUCUCCGUUCCCGUGUCCACGACCAUUUCUGCAACACCUUCUACAUUCCCGGAGGGCCGCACAUGCGAUCGGUGCAAGUGAUCGUCUUCGUUCUGGUUUUCCUCGCCACAACCGCACUACUUCUUCGCGUUUUCCGCUACCGAAAGAGCGGCGUGUUGGCGCUACGACUCCUCGAGGCAAGUACGUUUGUGUUCUACCGGGUGCCGGGAUUGCUGUUCGUCGCACCGGUAACCGCGGUGUGCACGGGGGUGUUCUGUUUGGCAUUGUAUGGCGUCGCGUUGUUUUCCGUCUGGAUGGUGCCGGAUGAGUACUUUAUGCUAGGAGGGGACGGCACAGCACAAGGGCAAAAUGACGUCACAAACUCAAUAGGGAGAUCACAAGUUGAUGCUGCAACGAGCACCCCCAGCGUCCUCCUCACAGUCUUCGCCUCCGUCCUUACCGGUAUCCUGCACGCUUUGACGUUACCGAUCCGGGCGAUUUUACCAAGCGCUGUCUGGACCUACUACUACCUGGAAUCCUCGAAAAUUUUUCUGCUCCGGCUCCUCGCGUGCUUGCUCUUGAUCGGGUGCUACGAGUGGUUGCGGAGCUUUCUGCACGGAGUGACCACAACCGCGGUGGCGGACAGCGUGAUCGAGUUUUUCUAUCUUGAGGGAGGGGGUGGCCGUGAUGUCGCAGAGGGGUGGGAAGAUCAAAAUUAUAGUCCGGGGAAAGGACAAAGCGAAAGGGAGAUCAAACCCGGGGUGUCCGGUCGUGGCGGCGCUACUACCUCGACUAAUCCCUUCAGCCCUGCAAUGAGAAAGGCGCGGCCAGUAGCAGUAGCAGGCGGAGGGAACGUGAAGAAUGACGUGAACAGCGGUCCUAG